Molecule: messenger RNA, 1427 nt
Organism: Impatiens glandulifera
Lineage: Eukaryota; Viridiplantae; Streptophyta; Magnoliopsida; Ericales; Balsaminaceae
Exons: 4
Coding region: 217-1128 (303 amino acids)
Source: RefSeq, a predicted model, not a curated record
CUUUCUCUCUCUCUAAAGCUUCGAGCUUUAAACCACCGGUCAUCUUUCUUGAUUAGUGUUACCACUUACGCAUUCCUUAUAAUUCACGGCCAAGGACGGCUCACCCAAUUUUACAUGCAUUCUUCUUCAUCACUUUCUUAAUUUUUCUAGGGUUUACUCAAUUCGAGUCAUACUGUUUGUUACACCAAUCAAUCGAUUGCUAGGGUUCUUGUUCAGAUGACGUAUGACUCGAAUGUUGACGACGUCGUGGUGCCGGUGUUGGACCUGAUUCUGGAUACCGAUAAGGGGGAUUAUGUGAAAUUGGUAGGAUCGACGGAGGAACUAAUUAGUAAAGGUGGGGCAUUUAUCGAGGAUGAAGCUUCUUCUCCUAGAGCAAUAUGCGGAUGGUGGGGGUUCUGUUGGUGGGCUAAGGCCGUGAUGUUGUUAACCUUUCUGGGAAUUUUAGCUGCCGUUUUCUCCAUCUGGGUCGGACCCUUCUUCAUGGACAAAGAAAUUAUUCCUCUGAUAAAUUGGGAGACAAAGACAUUCUCUAGAAAAGAUCUUGGAAUUCUGCUUUUUGCUUCUGUAGCAUUGUUUCCCACCAUACUGCUUCCUUCAACACCUUCCAUGUGGGUAGCCGGCAUGACUUUUGGUUAUGGAUAUGGAUUUCUGCUAACAAUAUUUGGGGCAGCCAUUGGAGUGUCACUUCCAUAUAUCAUUGGAUCACUCUUUCAUCACAAGAUUCAAGGAUGGCUGAAGAAAUAUCCUAAAAGAGCUUCCAUUAUUAGAUUAGCUGGUGAAGGAGAUUGGUUUAACCAAUUUCAGGCUGUUGCUUUAAUCAGGAUCUCUCCUUUCCCAUAUAUUAUAUACAACUAUUGUGCUGUUGCUACCAAUGUGAAGUAUGGACCUUAUUUGAUGGGAACUUUGCUUGGAAUGGUUCCAGAAAUCUUUGUCGCAAUGUACACGGGAAUUCUGAUAAAAACACUAGCUGAUGCUUCCCAUGAUAAACACUCGCUUACAGUCCAACAAAUAAUUUUUAACCUGCUUGGAUUUGGUGCGACUGUUGUAACCACAAUAGCAGUGACAAUGUAUGCUAAAAAACGGCUUAAGAAAUUGCAGGAUGAGGAUGAGAUGAUACUAUUACAGUGAGUGUGAAGCUCUAAACCAGGCGGGGGGGACCAGCUAAGAUCAGAGUUAUUUGAAUACUUGCCAUAUUGGAAUACGAUGAACGAGGCUUCAUUUUAUCUGUAUAGUAGCCACAGGUGUAGGUUAAUUUAUCAACCAAAAUCCUGAAAUGGGAAAGAGCGAAACAAGGGCAAACAUCAUUGCUUGUGUUGUUUCCAUUGACUCUAUCUAAAAGCUCUAGAUCAUGCGUGCUUGUAUAUUAAUCAUGUAAUUACAUUUGAAUGGUUCUAUUAAUUGAUUGAAAAUGAAAUUCUUUGAUAGUA